Messenger RNA from Coffea eugenioides, 728 nucleotides. RefSeq lists its product as uncharacterized. The coding region runs from base 1 to 666 and encodes 221 amino acids. Gene Ontology annotation, molecular function: voltage-gated proton channel activity. Gene Ontology annotation, biological process: proton transmembrane transport. Gene Ontology annotation, cellular component: plasma membrane. The record is from RefSeq and is a predicted model, not a curated record. NCBI's taxonomy places the organism in Eukaryota, Viridiplantae, Streptophyta, Magnoliopsida, Gentianales, Rubiaceae. The transcript has a single exon.
AUGAGUUCAGACUCACAAGUUCGAAACAUCGAAAUUUCGCUACAAACCCUCAUCAAAAGCUGGAAUAGAAGACAAAAAUGGCGAAUUUUCGUCAAGAAUGGAGAAAAGCAAGAAGUAUCAAGAUCUUCACGGAGAGCCCAUUUGUCUAAUUUCCUAGAAUCAACUUACCUUCGAAUUUUUACAAUUUUUUUACUUGUCAUAGAUCUCAUAUUGACUAGUCUUGAACUUUCUUCGUCUUUUCUUUCAUGCCCAAAAAAGAAGAAUUUUGAAGCAGAAGAAGUUUGGUUUCAUUGGGUAGGUAUUGCAAUCUUGAGUUUGCUGUGUGUGAAAAGUCUGGCUCUUUUUGUGGGGCUAGGAAGGUCAUUUAUUCUAAGGCCUGGUUAUGUUCUUGAUUGUAUUGUUGUGAUGGUGGCUCUAAUUUUGGAAGCAUUUUUGGAGAGAAAAGGAGGAGGAUUGGUUGUGGUGAUGAGUUUGUGGAGGGUUUUGAGGGUUGUGGAGAGUGCAUUUGAGCUUAGUGAUGAGGCCAUUGAAGCACAGAUUGAGCUGAUUGUUUGCCAAUUUGAGGCACUUAAGCAUGAAAAUGCAAGACUUAUGGAAAUUAUUGUGGAGAAAGAUAUGAUCAUAGAGAAGUUAGAAGAAGAAAUAGAUAAGUCCAAGCAUGGUUAAUUGUUCAUGAAAGUUUUAUAGUAUGCUUUCGGCAUCAGAAGACUGAUCUCUUUGAACACAAA